Messenger RNA from Bolinopsis microptera, 1586 nucleotides. RefSeq names its product zinc finger protein 366-like. Bases 48 to 1424 code for a protein of 458 amino acids. The record is from RefSeq and is a predicted model, not a curated record. The transcript is spliced from 2 exons. Gene Ontology annotation, molecular function: DNA-binding transcription factor activity, RNA polymerase II-specific; RNA polymerase II transcription regulatory region sequence-specific DNA binding. Gene Ontology annotation, biological process: regulation of transcription by RNA polymerase II. NCBI's taxonomy places the organism in Eukaryota, Metazoa, Ctenophora, Tentaculata, Lobata, Bolinopsidae. Gene Ontology annotation, cellular component: nucleus.
AUUAUAACCUAGCAGUAAUUAUAGCCUAGUAGAUGUAGUACCAAUUCAUGUCUCUAAUAUUUAAAUCACAUUAUAUUAUUUCAGGACUGAAAAUGAAUGGAAAUGAAUUUCCCUUGUCACAUGGACCUAGUCAUUCAGUCAAUGUUCAAGCAGAGGCGUUGCAACAUCAAAACAAGAUGAUGAAUGGAAGUGAUAUGCAACCUACUCACUUCAUGAAUGAGUCAGACAUGCGCUAUUCUUUCAAUGAUCCUAGUGCAGUUUCCUUACUGGUUCCCGUGUUCUUUGCGCAAAGACCAGAAUUCACAAAUGUACUUUCAUUUCCCCACCAACAAUACGUUGAAGAAAACUACCACACUGCUUGCGCAUCGGCACAUGAGAUGGCCAAACCACCAAGUUUUCUUGAGUUCAUGGCAAGCGAUGUAACAUAUCCGCCACACUUUUCAUAUCAUGAACCCGGCUUAGCUGCAUGUGUCUCUCAAAAUGUGCCGAAUGUGGUGCCGGGCCUUGUUGAAUGUAUCUCCAACAUACCUUCAACUGUUGCAUCCAAUACGAGUGCUGCAUCACCUUACAGUUUACAUGAAGCACACAAUUUUCCACCACCACCAAAAAGAACAGAAAAUGAGGUGAGCUGUGAUGUGACGAGCGCUGACAAAGAGAAAGUCCACUCCCCUAAAACAUACCAGACCUCACUUCAAAUCGAAGGAGGUAAAAAAGCAAAACCAGUAUCAAAAUGUGAGCUAUGUUCCCAAACCUUCUCCAGACCAGACAACUUAAAGCGGCACAUGCGCAACAUCCACACUCUCACCAGCACCUCAGGUUACAUUUGCCAAAAAUGUGGUAAAGAGAUAAAACGUCACGACAACCUUGUCCAUCACGAACUACAGUGUUCAGGAGGAGCCGCUAAAGGCACCGAACCAUCCCGCUUACUGUACGAUUGUACAGUUUGCAACAAAUCAUACUACCGUAAGCAGGACCUCAAAAGACACAUGUCAGUGGUGCACACUGAGGUUAAGAGUCUGUUUGGGUGUGCUGAUUGUAGUUUUACCACGCCCUACAAAGUGGUGUUAAAGCGCCACUAUCACAUGUACCACCAACAGUACAAGGGACUGUAUUCGUGUCCCCGGUGUGGGGUGGAUUUUAGGACACAACACGGCCUGGCUAAACACAGGAGAGACAAUGACUGCUCUACUAUUGAUAUUAACACGUGUAAAACGUGUUUAAUUAGGUUCAGGACUAUUUACAAGCUUAAAGAACAUUUUAGGAGUGAGCAUGCUGAAGCUUUAGCUUUGUUCUUGAAGACUGGGGAGGAUGCGGAGGAUUGUUUUGGUAAUUUUAGUGUCUCAGAUUUAUACGGGAUCGAUGAAAUGACGGAGACUCCUGAGGAUGUCAUGCCUUCAUUGAUAGCAGCAGGAGCAUCCAGUUAAGAUCAAAACACAGUUUUAUACAUUGUACACACAAAUUUGAUGACUAAUUUAAUUGGCAGCACAUGUUAAUAAGUUAUGGUUUUUAUUUGAUUAUUAUUGUAGUUUAUUUUCAUCGACAUUUACUUUUAUUUUAUAACUUUAUUCACCGAAUUUUAAUCUCUU